Molecule: messenger RNA, 1866 nt
Organism: Symbiodinium sp. CCMP2592
Lineage: Eukaryota; Dinophyceae; Suessiales; Symbiodiniaceae
Source: the annotation of a GenBank genome assembly
AUGGGAAAGCCUGCUCUGGUCGAUAGAAACAGAUCGGCCGAAGAUAAACAAGAGAUGUAUGAUGGAUGGUCAGAAGCCAACAAGGGAGAAGGAAAAGAGAAAGGCCAGGAAAAGGGCAAAGGAAAAGACCAGGAAAGCACCGAGAAGGACCACAAGGGAAAGGGAAAAGCGAAAGGCCAGGAGAAAGGAAAGGAGAAGGGCCAGGAAAAGGGAAAAGGAAAGGUGAAAGGCCAGGAAAGUACAGAGAAGAGCCAGGAGAAGGGAAAAGGAAAGGUGAAAGGCCAGGACAAGGGCAAGGGGAAAGGCCAGGAAAGCACCGAGAAGGGCCAAGAAAAGGGGAAAGGACAGGAGAAAGGCCAGGAAAGCACCGAGAAGGGCCAAGAGAAGGGGAAAGGAAAGGAGAAAGGCCAAGACAAGGGCAAAGGGAAAGCACAGGAGAGCACCGAGAAGGGCCAAGAGAAGUGGAAAGGAAAGGAGAAAGGCCAAGACAAGGGCAAAGGGAAAGCCCAGGAGAGCGCCGAGAAGGGCCAAGAGAAGGGAAAAGGAAAGGAAAAGGGCCAGGAGAAGGGCAAAGGAAAAGCCCAGGAGAGCACCGAGAAGGGCCAGGAGAAGGGAAAAGGAAAAGAAAAGGGCCAGGAGAAGGGCAAAGGAAAAGCCCAGGAGAGCACCGAGAAGGGCCAGGAGAAGGGAAAAGGAAAGGAAAAAGGCCAGGAAAAGGGCAAAGGGAAAGCCCAGGAGAGCACCGAGAAGGGCCAGGAGAAGGGAAAAGGAAAGGAAAAGGGCCAGGAAAAGGGUAAAGAGAAAGGCCAGGAAAGCACCGAGAAGGGCCAGGAAAAGGGAAAAGGAAAGAAGGGCCAAGAGAAGGGGAAAGGAAAGGAGAAAGGCCAAGACAAGGGCAAAGGGAAAGCCCAGGAGAGCACCGAGAAGGGCCAGGAGAAGGGAAAAGGAAAGGAAGAGGGCCAGGAGAAGGGCAAAGGAAAAGCCCAGGAGAGCACCGAGAAGGGCCAGGAGAAGGGAAAAGGAAAGGAAACAGGCCAGGAAAAGGGCAAAGGGAAAGCCCAGGAGAGCACCGAGAAGGGCCAGGAGAAGGGAAAAGGAAAGGUGAAAGGCCAGGAAAGCACCGAGAAGGGCCAAGAGAAGGGGAAAGGAAAGGAGAAAGGCCAAGACAAGGGCAAAGGAAAGGCCCAGGAGAGCCCCGAGAAGGGCCAGGAGAGGGAAAAGGAAAGCACCGAGAAGGGCCAGGAAAAGGGGAACGGAAAAGAGAAAGGCCAGGACAAGGGCAAGGGGAAAGGCCAGGAAAGCACUGAGAAGGGCCAAAAAGGGGGCAAAGGCACUAAGUUUGGCCUGGUCACUAGACAGGGCAUGGAAGACCUGUUCGGUUCCAGAGACAACAAUGAUCAGUGGUGGGGUCCCCAGGAAGGCUCCUCCUGGGAAGGUCGUGCUGUUGCACCGGAAAAGAGCCUGCCAGAUCAGUGGGAGGAUCCCCAGUCAAAGAAGCCACGCCGCAGCUUCACGCGGCAGUCCUGGGCCAGUGAUGUUACGGAAGAGAGCCAGGACCAGGUUCGAAGGCUGACAGAGGAACAAAGGACUCAGAUUGAAGCUCUGGAGAAACCCGAGGACAUCGACCUGGCCGAACGGAAACGCCUCAACGAGGGCCUUCGCCGGCGAAUGAACAGUGCCAAAGGCCAGCCUGUGAGACUACGCAAGGGUCUGGUUGAACAAUGGCAGGCGGCAGUGUCGCCAACGGAGAAGUUUCAAUUCUUGAAGGCAUAUCUUCUCGACCGGGACAUGCCCUCCAUCGAGAUUCAGCCGUACUUCGAGGAGCCACUGGUCUGGUCCUAUAGAAUCUUAACCUCAAAGCUUUAA